Juglans microcarpa x Juglans regia is the source of this 670-nucleotide messenger RNA. RefSeq lists its product as uncharacterized. Lineage: Eukaryota; Viridiplantae; Streptophyta; Magnoliopsida; Fagales; Juglandaceae. The transcript is spliced from 2 exons. Bases 58 to 552 code for a protein of 164 amino acids. The record is from RefSeq and is a predicted model, not a curated record.
AAAUCAAAGUUAUAAUGUUUACAAUUUCACCACAAGAAUAUUUUGGUUCAUCUUAGAAUGUCGUCGUCGUCGUCAUCAUCAACGACUUUUGGCUCAUCCUUUGCUAAACACACUUUGGGCAUACCAUUCUCUUUCUGUGAUGUGGAAGCCACACUGAAAUUCUCAAAUACUACAAAAAAUUUAGGACAACCCUUCUUAGGGUGUCCAAACUACAACACAGAGGGAUUACCAUAUUAUAAGUUUUUCAAGUGGGUAGAUAGUAAUCAAGUGAAUGAGUUUCAACUUCGAGAAAGAACAAAUGAAGUGUUAAGGAAGGAGAGAGAACUCGAGAAGAGAGUCGAAGAUGUCGAAAAGAGGGAGAUUGAGCUCCGUAAGAGAUCGGAUGACAUCGAGAAGAGAGAGAUGCUGCUAUCUAAUAUUAAUGAGGAGGUUCGGAAGAAGGAGUUGGUGCUUGUUGUACGUGAAGCUAAAAUCAAGCGUUCAGGCACAUUACUCCGGGUCUAUUGGGCGUUUGCAUUUGUAUUUGGCUGUUGUAUUGGACUCUAUACUUGAUGUAAAUAUUUUAAGUUCUUAGUUUCUGCCCAAAGUUGGUGACUAACUUUAAUCUUAAUCUCACUUGAAAUCUGUUCCUUAGUUUGUUUAAAACUUUGAAUGUAGAUCUGCUUCUCCA